AUGGGGAAGAAGCAGGCUAAGAGUGAGGCUGCUCCCAGCUGUGAGCUAAAAUCCUAUUCUAAGUCCUUGGAUGUCCCGGCUUCCACCAUGAUGUUAAGUUCUAACCGGAAGAUGCCUGCUGAUGGUUCUGGAGACCACGGGGACACUGCCAGCCUGGGCGCGGUUAACACCAUCUACAGUAGUCAUUUCCCUUCACAAACCUCUGCAUCUCAGGAUGACCCCUUCACCACCUACUUUGAUGAGAAGAUCCCCAUUCCCGAGGAGGAGUAUUCUUGUUUUAGCUUCCGCAAACUCUGGGCGUUUACAGGGCCUGGCUUCCUCAUGAGCAUCGCUUAUCUGGAUCCAGGGAACAUAGAAUCCGACUUACAUUCUGGGGCUGUGGCCCAGUUUAAGUUGCUCUGGGUUCUCCUCCUGGCCACCAUCGUGGGGCUCCUGUUGCAGCGCCUGGCAGCCAGGCUGGGUGUGGUCACGGGCCUACAUCUUGCUGAAGUGUGUAACCGGCAGUAUCCUAAGGUCCCCCGAAUUAUUCUGUGGCUGAUAGUGGAGCUGGCCAUCAUAGGCUCCGAUAUGCAAGAAGUCAUAGGAUCAGCUAUUGCCAUCAAUCUCCUGUCUUCUGGGAAGGUUCCUCUGUGGGGUGGAGUUCUAAUUACCGUAGCAGAUACCUUCGUAUUUCUUUUUCUGGACAAAUAUGGUUUACGGAAACUGGAAGCAUUCUUUGGCUUUCUCAUCGCCAUCAUGGCCCUUACAUUUGGAUAUGAAUAUGUUACAGUGAAACCCAACCAGACCAAGGUGCUGAGGGGCAUGUUCGUGCCCUCUUGUUCAGACUGUCGCACCACACAGAUUGAGCAGGGCGUGGGCAUUGUGGGUGCUGUUAUCAUGCCGCACAACAUGUAUCUGCACUCUGCACUGGUCAAGUCCAGGCAGGUGAAUAGGACCAGCAAGCGGGAGAUCCGAGAAGCCAACAAGUACUUCUUCAUCGAGUCCUGCAUCGCUCUUUUCGUCUCCUUCAUCAUCAACGUCUUUGUCGUCUCAGUCUUUGCCGAGGCCUUUUAUAACCAAACCAACAAGGAAGUGCGUGAAAUCUGUGUCAAUAAUAGCAGUCCUCACAGUGACCUUUUCCCUCAGAACGACACCAUGUUGUCUGUGGACCUCUAUAAGGGGGGAGUGGUACUAGGAUGUUACUUUGGGCCUGCAGCGCUCUACAUCUGGGCAGUGGGCAUCCUGGCUGCAGGACAGAGCUCUACCAUGACAGGGACCUAUUCUGGCCAGUUUGUCAUGGAGGGAUUCCUGAACCUAAAGUGGUCACGGUUUGCCCGAGUGAUCUUGACACGUUCUAUUGCUAUCAUCCCAACGCUGUUGGUCUCAGUCUUCCAGGAUGUGGAGCAUCUGACAGGGAUGAAUGACUUCCUGAAUGUACUGCAGAGCUUACAGCUUCCCUUCGCCCUCAUCCCGGUCCUCACAUUUACCAGUUUGCGUCCAGUGAUGAAUGACUUUGCCAAUGCACUGGGCUGGAGGAUCGCAGGUGGGCUCCUCGUUCUUCUUAUCUGUGGCAUCAACAUGUACUUUGUGGUUGUCUAUGUUCAAGACCUGGCCAGCAUGGCACUGUAUGUGGUGGCUGCUAUAAUCUCUGUGGCCUAUCUUUGUUUUGUGCUUUACCUGGGUUGGCAGUGUUUGAUUGCUGUGGGCUUGUCCUUCUUGGACUGUGGACAGACGGUAAGCAUCAAUAAAGCCCUGCUGACUGAAGAUUCCGCUGGCGGCCACAUCAGCUGAACACUGGGUUAGCCUAUCUGUCCUUCGCAGGUAGCCAUCAGAGCCAGUGCGUUUCUAUGGUUUACUGUGUGAACUUAGCCACAUGUAUGUGCCAUUGCACAAAGCUCCGGGGUCUCCUUU
Molecule: messenger RNA, 1890 nt
Organism: Trichosurus vulpecula (common brushtail)
Lineage: Eukaryota; Metazoa; Chordata; Mammalia; Diprotodontia; Phalangeridae
Product: natural resistance-associated macrophage protein 2-like
Exons: 1
Coding region: 1-1770 (589 amino acids)
Biological process (GO): metal ion transport
Cellular component (GO): plasma membrane
Molecular function (GO): cadmium ion transmembrane transporter activity; iron ion transmembrane transporter activity; manganese ion transmembrane transporter activity
Source: RefSeq, a predicted model, not a curated record